AUGACGCUGGACGAGCAGCAAGCGAGUAGUCGCAAGAAGCCCAGACUCGAGAGCAUGUCAUCCGGCUUCUCGAUACGCGGCAGAGCUACAUCUGCCUCCAAGCCCGCGCCUGCCGUCAAGCCAGAGCCUACACCACCACCACCACCAGAAGAACUGGAUGAAGAACCUUCCGAUGAUGAUGAUGAUGACGAAGCGGUCAUCUCGUUGGGCGGAACGCCAGAAGCCGAACGGAAACCGCAUGGACAUCCUCCCACGACGACGAUCACGUCCUUACCCGUCGAAACGACAAAGAAGCAGCCUGAUGAUACGCUCGACGCCAAGAAGAAGACCGAGACGCCAUCUCGUCCGCUCGCAGAUGAAUCUAUGCAAGAUGCGACCGUCAAGCCUGACCUUCACUCGCCCGACUAUGAUGAUCAGAUACGGAUUGGCAAGCUCGAAGAGCAACUCGAAGCAUCCAAGAAGGACAAUCUCGCACUUGCCAUGGAAUUGGCACGCAUGACAGGAUUUCUCCAGUCGAUCGAAUCCGGCGAUGAGUUUCAGCUCGAUUACGGCUUACCUUCCGCUCCGACGUACUGUGGCACGGCUACUGUGCCGCUUCCGGUCGCAUUCAUGUAUCGCUCUUUACAAGAGCAAGUCAAGAUGCUCAACAAAGACAAUCAGAGGCUCAAAGACGAACGCGACGCGGCUCUUUGGCAGGCCGACACUCGACAGAGUCGGCCGCUUGGCUCAGAUGCACGGCGGAUAGUAGAUCUGCUGAGCGUUCUGCGAAGGGAGAAUGACGAGCUAGGGGAAGCGCUCGCAAUCGGCCCGAUGACAACGCUGCGGUCUGCUAACGAACAUCUAGAACGCCAAGUCAAGAUGCGCGAUGAUGCGCUAAAGGAAUCGCAUGCGCUUCUGCAGGCAUUGGACGAUGAAGUCAACGAGCUGUACGGCAUCAAGAGGUACGGUGCACCGGCCCCUCCGACUUCGAAGGCGCCAAAGGAGUCCUCUCGUAGUGAGCCUCGAUCGCCAAAUCAUCAUCAGAGGAGAGCGGCAGAUCGCCUGGAGCCGCUGUCGAGCGAGCGUGAUAGGAAAGCCGGGUCAGCCCGCCCGCCCAGCAGUCCCAGAAGAGACGAUGCGUACUCCUCUCGAUCGGACGGCCGCAGAUCACGCCAUGAGGAGACCGGACGGGACGACAGUCAUAGCUCACGGAAGCACGAGCCUCGACGGAGCAAUGCCCUGGGAGACGAUCGACGCGACACGAGAGUAGACGGAGAUAGACAUGCUCGGCGGGGUAGCUCGCCGCGGUCAGAGCGUGUUCCGUCCAGCUAUACUCGCGCUGCCUCGCCUCGCGUCAGGAGAGCUCGUUCGCCCAAUCGACGUUGA
This is a messenger RNA of Mixia osmundae IAM 14324, 1365 nucleotides long. RefSeq lists its product as uncharacterized. Bases 1 to 1365 code for a protein of 454 amino acids. NCBI's taxonomy places the organism in Eukaryota, Fungi, Basidiomycota, Mixiomycetes, Mixiales, Mixiaceae. The transcript is spliced from 4 exons. The record is from RefSeq and is a predicted model, not a curated record.